Molecule: messenger RNA, 2186 nt
Organism: Tripterygium wilfordii
Lineage: Eukaryota; Viridiplantae; Streptophyta; Magnoliopsida; Celastrales; Celastraceae
Product: probable ubiquitin-conjugating enzyme E2 26
Exons: 9
Coding region: 147-1961 (604 amino acids)
Molecular function (GO): ubiquitin conjugating enzyme activity
Source: RefSeq, a predicted model, not a curated record
GAUUGCAGUCUGUGAAGUUGAUCACUUUCACUAGGCGCGAAGCCGUAAAAGACCCGAAUUCGCUUCUUCUUCUUUUUGAGUGGGAGGCUUAGAGCCACCGUCUCUGCUCGUCGAGCCUCUCUGCGCAGUUCCCGCAGAGCCGAUCGAUGACGCAUGCCACGCCUCUUACGCAGAAUUCCAGGAAGCGAAGUACGGUCAUUGAGCCGGAAUUAAUUGAGAUUCCGCCUCCGGUUUUUCGGACCCCGAAACGGCCUCGGCGGAAACAGAAACAGAAACAGAUUAUUUUGCAUGAAAUAAUUGAUGUUGAUGGCGAUGACAAUCAUGACGUAAUUUUUGUUGAAGAUAAUGCCAGCGGGAAAAAUAAAGGGAAAGUCAUAAAAAAUUACACUGAUACUUCUGGCAAUGAUCAAAUAAAGAAAGAUGCCAAUAUCUUUCUUUGUCCUCCUGAAGUGGAAGUGCGCAAAUCUGUCAAUGGGGUUGGUAAAAGUUCCAUCCAAGGCUUGGAUAACGAAAUCAUCCUAGAUGGUGUUAGUUCUAAUUUGUUAGUUGAUAAAUUAUUUGAUGAUGGUUAUAAUAGUUUUUUAUCUAGUAAUUUUGCUGACUUUAAUGAGUAUGCAAUCUUGCAAACCCAUUUUGAUUGUGUGAAUGUUCCUCCUGGAAUGGAGGCGUCCGAUCCUUGGUUCUCUGCUUAUGAAAAAAAGAAAAGUGCUAGUGGAACCAAUUUAUUUAAUCCCCUUCAAGGGAUGGAGCCAUCUCUCGCUUCUUUCUCAUUGAAACCUGCCGAGCUCAACAUGAAGCCUACUCGAGUCAAUAGUUCAAGUUUGUUGACCCCAAUGGAUGCGCCAAGUCACCCUUCUAAUGUGGAUUUCUUUGCACCUGCGUUGCAUCCACAAAUCAGUCUAAGGCAGGCGAAAUUAACUGCUUCCAGGCAGAGCACUCUGAAUCUCCCUCUUGAAGUUGAGCCAGAAACUUCCCUUUCACUCUCGUUGCCAUGUGGAAAGAAAUCAGGUGGUGUGGCUAGAAGCCAUGGUGGUGUUGAGGGAAAUGAUAUUCUGAGAAAAUUCGAGCAUUUUAAGAGGUUCGAUACUGUUGAAGAUUAUUCUGACCAUCACUAUAAAUCUGAAGGUUCUUCUGUGAAGCAGCCUCCUAAGGAAUGGGCGAAGAGGAUACAAGAAGAUUGGAGAAUCCUGGAGAAGGAUUUGACCGAUAUGAUAUUUGUUAGGGUUUAUGAAACACGAAUGGAUCUUAUGAGGGCUGUAAUCAUAGGAGCACAGGGUACUCCCUACCAUGAUGGUCUUUUCUUCUUUGAUGUUUUCUUCCCAAGUGGCUAUCCUAAAGUACCACCGCAUGUCUACUACCACUCUGGUGGCCUUCGUCUCAACCCAAAUUUAUAUCAGUGUGGGAAAGUAUGCCUCAGUCUUCUUAAUACAUGGUCUGGAAACAAAAAUGAGAAGUGGAUCCCUAAGAAGUCAACCAUGUUACAAGUAUUGUUCUCAAUACAGGCGCUAAUAUUAAAUCAAAAGCCGUUCUUUAAUGAGCCGGGAUAUGCACACAUGAGUGGAUCAGAAAAUGGCGAGUUGAAGUCGCAACAGUACAAUGAAGAUACAUUCAUCUUGUCGCUGAGGACAAUGACUUACAUAAUGAGGCGGCCACCUAAGCAUUUUGAGGAUUUUGUUCGGGGCCACUUCUACAAACGUGCUCACGACAUUCUGGUUGCUUGUGAGGCAUACAUGGAUGGCGCUCAAGUUGGAUGUCUGGUGAAAGGUGGAGUUCAAGAUAUUGAGGAGGGUGAUAAAAGCUGCUCGCAGAUGUUCAAGGAGUCUCUUCCUAGCUAUGUCAAUAUGCUUCUGGGAGAUUUCGAGAAAAUCGGAGUCAAGAACUUGGAGAAGUUCCAAAAGCUAGGAGCAAAAGAAAGAAAGAAGAAUAGCAGUAGUUCUAAGCCAGUAUGCCUGGGGCCGUAGCACGAGCGAUUUUUUUCGCCUUUAGGUCCUAAUUUUUGAGAUUGAACGAUCUUUUACAUCCAUAUGCCUGCAACAUAGUUUCUAAUCCUCAAUCCCUCAAUGAAAAGCAGAGUCGUUUUAACCGCUGUAGAGAAGUUUUUAACUCUUGGUGUGGUUUCUCCCAUAUGUUGAAGUGAUAUAUAUAAUUGUCUGAUUUACUGAUUAAGGACAUUCAAAUUAUCCAUA